Messenger RNA from Thermochaetoides thermophila DSM 1495, 1473 nucleotides. RefSeq lists its product as uncharacterized. Lineage: Eukaryota; Fungi; Ascomycota; Sordariomycetes; Sordariales; Chaetomiaceae. Bases 1 to 1473 code for a protein of 490 amino acids. The transcript has 5 exons. The record is from RefSeq and is a predicted model, not a curated record.
AUGAGCAACAUUGGUUCCGCUGCCGUUCACAACUCUAAUCCCCUUACUGUCAAUAACGCUGAUUCCCCUGCUUCCGAUAACACUGAUACUGAGAGUGUUAUCAGCUCCGAUCAAUCGCAGGUGAGCAGCGAUUGGGAAGAAGAACUAGAAGAUACAGAGAUCCUCGACUGGCUCUCUUCCUUGUCCAAAGAAGACUUUUCGAAAAAGCAAGCCGACUUUCUACGCCAAAGACAAGAAGGCACAGGACAGUGGUUUCUAGAGUCUCCUCAGUUUCAGGAAUGGUAUAGUCCUUGUUUCCUUCGAACCUGGCUCAUUCUUAUUUUCCCUCAAGCUAAUCAGCCCACUAGGCUCUCAAGGAAGUCGGUCACUCUCUUCUGCCCCGGCAUACCAGGUGCCGGGAAGACUAUCCUUGCAUCGAUCGUCAUUGAUCAUCUCCAAAGGAACUUGACGAACCGUGACGUUGGCAUCGCAUACCUAUACUGUAACUUCCGGCGCGUAGGCGACCAAACCGUGGAGCAGCUCCUUGCCAACCUCGUAAAGCAACUAAUCAUGAACAAGUCUCCACCGCCACGCGCAGUUGUGAAAGUCUAUUCUGAACGCAAUAAGUACCAAUCGGAGCCAUCGUUGAACGAUCUCGAAAAGAUGUUCCGUACUGUCGCUGCACUGUACAAGGAUGGGGUCUUCGUUAUUGUCGAUGCGCUGGACGAGUGUCAAAUGAGCGACGAUGUUCGUUCCAAGUUCAUUGAGGCAUUGCUGCGCCUUCAAUCGAAGAGAAGCAAUGUCAACAUCCUGGCUACUUCCCGCCCUGUACCUGAUAUUGUGGAAGCCUUUGAUGGGCACUCCACUCGACUUGAGAUCGUAGCCCAUAGAGACGACAUCGAGCGAUAUGUGCGCAAUCAGAUGUCCAACUUGCGCACUGUAUCAAAGUAUCCGGACCUCCAACAUGAAAUCGUCAGUUGUAUUGCCAAUGUCGCAGAUGGCAUGUUCCUGCUCGCUCACCUCUUCGUCGAAUCCUUGAAGGAUAAAGUUAGCGCAAAACUUAUCCGUAAAACACUGAACGAGCUUCAAAACGACUCUAAGGAAAAGGAGCCAAGACUUGCCCUAUUACGCCGGGCUUAUGACAACGUAAUGAAGCGAAUCAAUGGACAACCGGUCGGAUACAAGGAGCUCGCCAAGCACGUGCUAUCGUGGAUCGUCUGCGCUAAACGUCCUCUCAAAACGACAGAUGUUCAGUAUGCAUGGGCUGUCAAGGACAGUGAAGACGAGCUUGAUGAAACCGCGAUUCCUGAUGCCGAAGACAUGCUUUCGGCAUGUUGUGGGCUCGUUGUCAUCGACAAAGACAGCGAAAUCAUUCGGCUUGCCCACUACACAGCUCAGGAAUAUUUCCAGGAUACAUGGAUUGGUGCCUAUGGGCUCAAUGAUCUAGCCAAGGCACUCCUUACCGACCAAGCAAUGGAGGCCAUACGCCGCUGA